This is a messenger RNA of Rubroshorea leprosula, 1653 nucleotides long. The record is from the annotation of a GenBank genome assembly. NCBI's taxonomy places the organism in Eukaryota, Viridiplantae, Streptophyta, Magnoliopsida, Malvales, Dipterocarpaceae.
GACUCCGCAUGUACUUACGAUUACUUUUCUAGAGCUAUCCAUCUCAACAGAAUAAUAGGUUAAACAUAAGAUAUGGUCUAUGCUAAUUCACAAGACAGUAUCAGAUAACAAAGGCUUCCAAUUUGAUAAAAGAAUGUGGUCUGACUCAACAAACUUUUAGAGAGGCGGUUAAACCAGAACUUGUUCGGCUGGAUGGGAACCUCCUUCAAGACUUCUUUCUCUGUUGCUGUUUCUGGUUUUUGUUUUGGUUAUUUUAAAUUUAGCAACUAAUACUACUUUUAGAAGACCUGAAUUGCCGUAUAUGUAGUUUCAGUUACUAAAAAAAUAUUAAAAAAAUCAAAAUCAAAACCAAAAACACAUGCGAUACUCAAUGGAGUUACAUUUCUAGUUUUUCAAAAACCCUUUUGGAUGCAAUUUAUUCAGUAAAAGAGAGAGUUUAGUGAUGAAACAAGAUUACGAGAUGGAAGAAACAUGUACCAAAAAAAGGAUAGAAACUCAUUGAAUGUGGAACAAUUCAAGAAAGAUCAAUUAGUUCACCACAAAGUUGCUCCAACUCAGUUUCCAAAAGCCACACUAAAUUUGCUUUGGUACGACGGUACACCCAAGCUUGAGCAUUACAAUCCCAAUCAAAUCUGGAUGGACCACUGCAUAGAAAAAAUUACAUUCCAAACUAGCAAGUUAGAACCCACAAAAAGAUGUUGAAGUACAAAGGACCAAGUUUGCUGUCCUGAUUAAUAAUUCAACAACCCAAAUGGCCAUAAUAGGAAAUUAGGAACAGGGUAAAAGGAACAUGAGCAUGUCUUAAACAAAAGCUGUGUAAGAGAAGCAUCCUUGGCAGCUAGAGUCCCAAUCUCAUAUAAAUCUAUAAACACAUCAUUUUCAGCAUCUAAGAAUUGUAAUUGAAUAGUAAAAGUCAGCCUCUUACAAAGAAUUGGACAAAGGUAAUUUAGGUAUCUAAGCCAAAAAUAAGAAAUAUUUUACUAUAAAAAAGAAAUGCAUAUUUUUCCUAAGUAGUUCCAUAUGGCAUCCGUGCAAGGAAUGGUAAGAAAACUUUCCUUCUCUUCGGAUUCAAAGAUCUCAGACCAGCCUCAACCAUUUGCAAUUUGACUUCUUAUGCCAUAUGUAGAUGUUUACAGAGACAACACAGACUCUGACCUUUUGAUGCCACGAGGGAGUAUAUUACAGUCAGAAGGAACCAGCAAAACUAUAAAGAAUCACAUUUCUGUAUUCCAGCUAGAAUAUUCCAGAUCAAUAUGACUUCAGAAGAUAUAAUAAAACCUACACUUUGCUUUAAUUCAAUUUAAUAGGAUAACUAGCCAUGAAACUGUUGCUACCAUUGGAAAAAUACACGUGCUACAAUCUGUAUUACUUCCAAUCUCAUCAACUUACCACAGAACCAGAAGGUUUCUUGAGUGUAGAGAAACAUAAUUAUUUGCUUCUUCAGAGAGAAAUAGGGGAGGGUAGGCUGUCGUGUGGGAACAAGAGAAUAAGAAUGACCAAAAAAUGGGGACAAAAAUGUUCAUCAUGUUGAUCUUUUAACAAUGGGAAAAAUAUCAAAAAACUACAAACAUAAUCCUCCCAUAACUAGUGGUAGUGAAAAGUGAUAGGAGCACUUUGCAACCAAAAAGCAAAUACUAAAUAUCUGUGAAGUUA